This is a messenger RNA of Eleginops maclovinus (Patagonian blennie), 3924 nucleotides long. It is a transcript of the gene slc5a3a, whose product is annotated as solute carrier family 5 member 3a. Gene Ontology annotation, cellular component: plasma membrane. The coding region runs from base 468 to 2597 and encodes 709 amino acids. The record is from RefSeq and is a predicted model, not a curated record. Gene Ontology annotation, biological process: myo-inositol transport; inositol metabolic process; transmembrane transport. Gene Ontology annotation, molecular function: D-glucose:sodium symporter activity. NCBI's taxonomy places the organism in Eukaryota, Metazoa, Chordata, Actinopteri, Perciformes, Eleginopidae. The transcript is spliced from 6 exons.
AGUCUCGCGCUCCUGUUAAUAGGCUGAGGACCAUGUGAGACCAGUCUCAAACUCGCGUGACAGUUAACUUUGCCUCACGAGACGGAGAGCAGCCGCUCGGCAGAAACAGGACAGCACAAAUCAAGAGAUGUGGAGACGUUGAACCUGCAGGAUCCAGAUGCCCCUUUUCUUUUGCAGUUUCCAUAAUCAAAACCAAUCGACAAUGCAUCGCUAUUUCGCAAGCUGUAGGCCUACCGCUUUCCAAAGUUAACCACAAAGAAACAAUAAACCGCUGCAGCUUGAUAACUAUACUGUAUUCAUGACAAUGUGCAGACUACUGUACAUGAGGAUAAGGUGAAAAACACUCACAAUUAGAUACACUUUUAGGUUUAUCUACACUUGCAUUUUAUAUUUAGGAUCAUAACUACAUUAAAGGGCAAAGAUAUUUUAACCUCCCCUUCGUUAAAGUGCUACAAAGCUUCUAAAACAUGGCCGCCGCCACCAUGGAAGUGGCAGACAUCUCCGUCGUAGUGAUCUACUUCAUCCUGGUGCUAGCGAUCGGUUUCAUCGCCAUGCGGAGAGCCAAUAAGAACACAGUGAGCGGCUACUUCCUCGCCGGGCGCUCCAUGAACUGGGCGGCCGUGGGAGCGUCGCUAUUCGUCAGCAACAUCGGGAGCGAGCAUUUUAUCGGACUAGCCGGAUCGGGUGCUGCUAGCGGGUUCGGCGUGGCUGCGUGGGAAAUAAACGCUCUGUUGUUGCUGCAGUUAUUGGGCUGGAUAUUUAUCCCAGUGUACAUUCAGUCUGGCGUCUACACGAUGCCAGAGUACCUGACCAAGCGUUUUGGCGGCAAGCGGCUCAAGGUGUAUUUUGCCGCGCUGUCUCUCGUGCUGUACAUCUUCACCAAGCUGUCCGUGGAUCUGUAUGCCGGGGCGUUGUUCAUCCAGGAGUCCUUAGGGUGGAACCUCUACCUGUCAAUCAUCCUCCUCAUCACCAUGACGGCUCUGCUGACGGUCACUGGAGGUCUGGUGGCUGUAAUCUACACGGAUACCGUCCAGGCCUUCCUCAUGAUCGCCGGAGCGCUCUGCCUCAUGGGCAUCAGCCUCUUCAAAGUUGGAGGACUUGAAGGGAUGAGUACCAAGUACAUGCAAGCGUCUCCAAACAUCACGGCCAUCUUGCUGUCUUCACCGAACCUGACGUAUUCUGCAUCCUGCCACCUCCACCUCCACCCGAAGCCAGAUGCUCUGAAGAUGCUUCGGGGCCCGAGGGAUCCAGACCUGCCUUGGCCAGGUUUCCUACUGGGCCAGACACCUGCCUCUAUUUGGUACUGGUGUGCAGAUCAAGUAAUUGUGCAGCGGGUUCUGGCAGCGAAGAACAUUGCCCAUGCUAAAGGAUCGACGAUCAUGGCCGGCUUUCUGAAAAUCCUCCCCAUGUUCAUCAUCGUCAUCCCAGGAAUGAUUUCCAGGAUCUUCUUUGCCGAUCAGUUGGCGUGCAUCAGCCCGGAGCACUGCAUGGAGGUGUGCGGCUCUGCGUCCGGCUGCAGCAAUGUGGCCUACCCUCGCCUCGUCAUGUUGGUGAUGCCCGUCGGACUGCGAGGCCUGAUGAUGGCCGUCAUGAUCGCGGCUCUGAUGAGCGACCUGGACUCCAUCUUCAACUCGGCGAGCACCAUAUUCGCCCUGGACAUCUACAAGAUGAUACGGAAGCAGGUGUCGUCCCGGGAGCUGGUGAUAGUCGGCAGGUUGUUCGUGGUCUUCAUGGUGGUUAUCAGUAUCGCCUGGGUACCAGUGAUCAUCGAGAUGCAGGGAGGCCAGAUGUUCUACUACAUCCAAGAAGUGACAGAUUACCUGACGCCACCCAUAGCUGCUAUGUUCUUGCUCGCGGUCCUGUGGCAUCGCUGCAACGAGACGGGCGCCUUUUGGGGAAGCGUGGUAGGGUUUGUCCUUGGAUCGGUGCGGCUGAUUUUGGCGUUGGUUUACCGGGAGCCUCGCUGCGAUCAACCCGACGACCGUCCCUCCUUCAUCAAAGAUAUCCACUUCAUGUACGUGGCGGCGAUCUUGUUCUGGGUGUCGGCUUUUGUGACUGUAGUCGUGAGUCUGUGUACUCCUCCGCCGGAUAAAGAACAGAUCAGAACCACUACCCUGUGGGGGUUAAACAAGAGGAAGAGACUAAGGGAGAAAGCUGGGGAAGAUGUGACAGCUUUGAAGCCUCUGAAUCAUGCAAACGGUUUGACUGGGAAAGAAAAGUGUCCAGACCAGCAAGACCAACCCAACGGGAUCGAGGCCAAUCAUGAGAAUACUCAACCAAGCAACGGUCAUGCUGUCUUAGUCUGUGAAGCAUCUGAUCCUACACUGGUAGAAGAGGGAGUAGUGAGAGGACUGGGGGAAGAAGAAGGCUGUCUUGGAGGAGGAGUAGUGGAGGGAGGGAAGUGUAUGAAAGCUUUAGAGUUUUUCUGUGGUUUCCAGGAAAAGCCGUCCGAAGCUCAGGUCCUCACCACCCAGGAACAGGAGAAGAUCCUGGAUGAGCUUCUCCAUGAACCUCUGAGAACCAAAAUCCUCCUGAACACGGGACUGCUGGCCAUUUGUUCUGUGGGGAUCUUUAUCUUUAUCUACUUCUCCUUAUAGGCUUGUUUGAUUCAAGGCACGUUCGCCAUAAACUACAAGCAAUAAUGAACUGAAGGUGCUUCAGUUUCUCUAAAACUUCAAUAUGUACACAGAACAUGCUGGUCCUUUUUCAGAGCUACAACCCCAGAAAUAUUUGGGUUUUGAUCAGGUUGAGGAACCCAUUCUUAGUUAUUUUGAACAAACAAAUACUUUGUUGUAUUAUGAAAUGGAUUUUAUACACUCUGGUCUAUUUUAUAUACUUUAAUGUGCAUUUUAUAUAUGCAGUUUUAUAUUCUGUUUGUUGUGAAGAUUGUUUUUAACUCCAGAAAUUUGCACAAUUUCACUGUAUCAUAAGUUGUGUAUUCCCCUUUAUAUAGGGGACUAUCAGGAUCAACAGGACAGAUGUCCAAAAACUCGCCUUUAAGAUAUCAAUGCAAGAUUUUCCACCCAUGAUAUUGCAUAAUUUAAGUCAUAUUUGUUGUUGUAUGAUUUAGUGGAGAAUGCACAAUAACUAAUAUAGCAGUGUUGCCAUUGAGUGCAAAUGAAAGCCUUUUUUUGUAUAUAUUUUUAAACAAAACGUCACCUUUGCACUUCCUUUUGCUUUGCAGGAUGUGUGCAUACAGUAGGAUCAAUGCAGUGUUUUUAUAACACCUAAGUGCUGCUCAGACUAAGUUUUACAAAGUAAGAACAUGAGCACAAGAGCUGCACAAAGAUGGUGUUAUCGUUUCAUUUUGUAAUAUUUGCUGAUGGCAAUCCUGAUCUCAGAUGUGAAGGAGAAGACUUCUCUCCUGUAUUAAUCCAGUAUUUUUAAAACUCUGAAUGAAAUUUAGGACCGUUUCUAUGCAAGACUGUUUAGGUACAAAUAACUUGAGGAGUGUUUCUAAACUUUAAGGCUGUGUUUCAUUGGCUGCAAAGGGUUUGCAAAUGUUCAAAUGGAAAUUACUUUUCCACAAACAGUCGUGCUUGAUUCUUGUAUUAUAAUCCUUCUUCCCAUAGCUGCAGUGUACAUAAGUAAUCCCUGCUGAACUAACUACCUUCCCUCUAUGGAAAAGGAAACAUCUCAUCAGACUGGUUGUUCUGGCCUUAAUGCUUUCAUCAAACAUACAGUAUAAACAUACCCAACUGUCAAAAGGAUUAAUGUCAACUUCUAAAGGAUUGGUUCUGAGUUUCCAGGUUCACCGAGGAUGGAUCGUAUCACCUUUUGAGACCCUUUGAUUAGUCGUCAAUCGCCACCAUUAGUUAGAUAUGUUUGUUUUCUGAAAGUGUCACCAAUUAUUGGCUGGAUUUUCAGCAUCAAAUGCCCCCACUUUGUAACGCUGGCUUUGUCUUAUUAAACUUUUCAAAAUUG